Molecule: messenger RNA, 2388 nt
Organism: Plasmodium cynomolgi strain B
Lineage: Eukaryota; Apicomplexa; Aconoidasida; Haemosporida; Plasmodiidae
Exons: 2
Coding region: 1-2388 (795 amino acids)
Biological process (GO): rescue of stalled cytosolic ribosome; ribosome-associated ubiquitin-dependent protein catabolic process
Cellular component (GO): RQC complex
Molecular function (GO): tRNA binding; ribosomal large subunit binding
Source: RefSeq, a predicted model, not a curated record
AUGUUUCUGCUACGAAUAGGCAAAGUGCUGCUUUUCUCCACCUUCUUCCUAUCAUGUGUGAUGAAUGCGUGGCUCGUAAUUCUGAGCAGACGUCUGUUCCAGCAGGGCAGAGGGAAGUUUAAUUUCAUAGCGGACAAUAAGACGAAAUAUGGAAUGAAGAGGGCAUUUUUUUUUAACAGGAAAAAGGUCCGCGAAAGUGAACUGAAAAAUAGCGAAGGUGAAAAAAAUGACCACAAGGACAGCAACAUUUUCAAGUAUACAAAAUAUGACCAAACAGACGAAGCAUAUCUUAAGGUGCUGGAAAAGAAGGCAAAUGAAAUAAAGAACUCGAAAAACUGUUUUAGUAAGAGGAUAAAGAAUUUACGGGCACAAAAAGAUGGGGCACAGGAAGACGGGGCACAAGAACAACGAAUGGAUUAUACGACGCUGCAUUUAUUAGCAAUCGAAUUGAACGCCCUUUUACAAGACUGCGUGGUGGAGCACAUAACACAGGCAGAUCAUAAAACGAUCGUCUUGCAUUUGAAUAAAAAGGGAGAAAAGGACUAUUAUUUGUACAUUUGUUACGAUAAUGACAAUCCAGUAAUUUCUUUAGGGUUGAAAAUAAAAAAACUUUUUAACAGAUUUAUUGACGAUGAUUAUGCACAGAAAUUAAAUCCCGUCUUGAAAUAUUCACUCAUUUCGGAUAUAUAUAUAAAAAAAAGUUUCGUCAAAAUAUUAUGUAUUGAUUUUAUCUUAAAGAGAAAAACGGAUGAAGACAUCGACAUCGAAGACAUUUUGGGUAAUGGAGAAACAGCUGAUCUCAGCAACAGUGGAAGAAAAGUGACUCUCCUUUUUGAUCUCCACAAUAAUUCCUGCAUCUCAUUUCUUAUAAACAAGGUAAAUAAUGAAAUUUUAAUUUCUCCUCAUAAUUAUGUAACAGAGAAGGUGAUAGACAAAUCAUACAAAGAAGGACACAUUUACAACUUCCCCACAAAUCAUGAAUGUAAAAUUAUUCCAAAUGAAUAUGAUUUUUUUUCCACCUUUUCAAGUUUGUUCAAAGCAAGGAGGGAGCAGAUUUUUAUUUCGUCCCUGUUGGAUUUAUACGAAGGACUCAGUUACAACACGGUGAUAAAAUUUUUGGAUUACCUGAAUAUUCCCAGCAAUGCCAAAUUUGAAGAAAUUGAUUCUGGUGCGCUGCUGGAUUUCUUCAAUAAGGCAUACAUUAAGUGGGUCCGCUUUUUAAACUUAAAGGAAAAAGACCAAGCGCUUUCGUUUGACCCCCAUUUUGACUACAGUUUGAAUGUCUAUUCGGCUGUAAAGUUUUUGAAGAAAGGUAAGGGGAGAGAUGCUACUCCCCAAGAUGUAUGCGCCGCUCAAACAAAUAUGAAUAACGGAAAGGUGGAAAAUGUCGCAGUAGGAAGUCCAAUCGGCGACGCGGUAGAAGGAGAUCAAAAUGACAAACCGGGCCACACCAAUUGGGGGGGAGUAAACAAAAGCGCCCCACGAGACAAAGAAACGCAUUUCGAAACGGUCAUCGAGCUGGUUUAUUACUACCACGGAAGGGGCCUCUCCGUGAAUAAAUUUUACACAAUUUUAAAGUUCUGCAAAGAAUUUAUCAGAAAAAAAAUCCCGCAGUAUGAAGAAAUGAUCAAGCAGUAUAAAAACGACAGGGAGGUGUGCGAACGAGCGUACUUACUUCAUGACAAUAUAAACAAGUUGAGCGUGUUCAACCACACCAUAUCGAAGAUGACGGACUGGAUUGACAAUAAAACAUUUGACGCAUUGAAGCUAAUUGAAAAGGAAUUAAAAUGUAAUUCUCUCGAAGAUAACAGAAAAAAAUAUAUAAAAAAAAUGGAAGAAAAUAAAGAAAAGGAACAAGUAUUAAAAAAAAAAAUUUUAAAUGUUGAGCCAAAUGCAAUUAAAAGUUCGCAAAAUAUUUAUAAAGGUUCUCUGUUAAUUAAAAUUAAUGAAACAGAUUUGUCCUCCCCAUUUUUGAUAAUAGGACGAAAUAGCAAACAGAAUGAGAAAAUUUCGACUCAAAUUUUGAAGUUCAAUGAUCUGUGGUUUCAUGUGCAUGAACAUCCAGGGGGGCACGUCAUCCUUCGAAAUAAAAAAAUUAAUGGUCAAAUAAUCACGCCCGAGUUAAAUUUGGCGGAUAUUAAAAUAGACGAGGAUAUAAAGUACGCCGCCAACAUGGCAGCCUACUUUUCCAAGGCGCGCAAGAUAGACAAGACCCUCGUGUGCUUCACCUUUGGGAAGUAUGUACUCAAGGACAAUACCCUCAGCGAGGGCGCAGUGGAGCUUUUGAAGUACCGACUCGUAUAUGGCAGACCGAGCAAAGUAUAUAGCAUCAUAAAGGACCUGAACGAGCGAAACAAGGAGAUGGAACUUUCGAAGAAGAAAAAGUGA